AUUUUAGACCUGUUUUAUACUGAUAAACAACAACACAUUUCAGCUUGAAUCAAUUUUGCACUGCAAAAAAUGAUUUUCAAGAAAAACUUUUCUUAGUAUUUGUGUCUUGUUUUCUGUAAAAAUAUCUAAAAAGUCUUAAAUUAAGAUGCUUUUUCUUGAUGAGCAAAACGACCCAAGAAAAUAAGUCUAGUUUUUAGACCAAAUUUUUUUUAGAUCUGCCAAUGGGGUAAGCAAAAAAAUCUUGAACAUUUUUCUUAAAACUAAAUUCAAGAAAAAUUUCCUUACCCCAUUGGCAGAUUUUUUUUGCUUGUUUUAUACACAAAAUCACUUAAAUUGUAUAUUUUUGGUCUAAAAACUAGACUUAUUUUCUUGGGUCGUUUUGCUCAUCAAGAAAAAGCAUCCUAACUAAUGAAUUUUUAGAUAUUUUACUGAAAACAAGACAAAAAUACUAAGAAUUUUUUCACCUGAACCUGCUAAUCCCAAAAAUUUGAAGCAGGUGUGUUGAAGCAGGGUUGGAUCUAAAGUGGACGGGAGGGUAGAUCUCCAGAAACAGGGUUGGUGACCACUGUUUUAGUCCAACCUAGUAUGAACAUAAAAUAAAGUUAAUGUAUGAUUAGCAGCUAAUAGAGUCCAUACGGGUUAUUACACAACUUCAGUGAUGUGUUUACUCAGUCUCAGUAGAGACCUUUGACCCUGCUGUCUAUUGGCAGCCCCUCUUUGCAGAAUACAGACGUUGUAUUCUCACAGGUGUCUUACUGAACAAGGUGUUGAAGACCACUGUCACAGUCAUGGUAUUUGAGGAGGGUAGUGUGUUUCUGGACUUUGUUCAGGUGCUCACCAGUAACCUGCUGUGCGCAUGCGCACUGGCAGCAGUCGCGCUGGUGAUCGUGUGGUUCAUCAGAGACUCUUAUCACAUCCACAACAUCCAUGAGAAGCACGUGCUGGUGACAGGGUGCGAUAGCGGUUUCGGACACCUCGCAGCGCGGCAGCUCGAUCAGCGCGGCUUUCGCGUCAUCGCCGCCUGUCUAACGGAAGCUGGUGCCUCCAGGUUGCGCGCCGCCGCCUCCCCCACACUGAGGACGCUUCUGCUCAAUGUUACCGACAGCGCGAGCAUCAAGAGCGCACUGGAGCGCGUGUGCAUCGAGACAGGGGAUAGAGGUCUGUGGGGCUUGGUGAACAAUGCCGGUAUCUCAAUCCCCAUCGGUCCCACAGAAUGGAUGGAUCUGGAGGACUUUAAGAAAGUUCUUGAUGUAAAUCUGAUGGGCGUCAUUGAGGUGACCCUGAAGUUUCUCCCUCUCUUGAAGAAAGCUCGAGGCAGGGUGGUGAAUGUUGCCAGCAUACUGGGCAGACUUUCUCUCAUCGGAGGAGGAUAUUGUCUUUCUAAAUGGGGCGUGGAGGCAUUUUCUGAUAGCUUGAGGAGGGAUAUGUGUCACUUUGGCAUCAGGGUAAGUAUCAUUGAACCAGGUUUCUUUAGAACGCAAGUAACAGAUCUUGGUCUGAUUGAAGAUGAUCUAAAGAAACGAUGGAACGGUCUUCCAGCCGAGGUCAGGAGAUCCUACGGAGACUCGUACUUGCAGGAAUAUAUGAAGUGCCAGGCGUUCUCUAUGGGUAUUUUAUGCAGUAGCGACAUUUCCAAAGUGACAUCAUGUAUGGUGCAUGCUCUGUCAGCUCGUAAUCCUAGGACGCGAUAUGCAGCUGGUUGGGACGCUAAGCUUUUUUGGAUUCCUCUUUCAUACAUGCCUACCUGUGUAGCAGACUUCAUCAUGAGCUUACUUUUGCCUUUUCCCAAAGAGUCCUGAAAUCAUCACAAUCAUCCUGCCAUUGAACGCAAUGACAUAUUGUUCAAAUUGUGUUAUAUGACAUUGUUUGAUACUGUACAUACAUACUGUAAGACAAUUAUAGGCAGAAAAAUAAAAAUGACCUGCACAUUAAUUUAAAAACAAACAAAUUUAUUUGAUUUUAUUUCACAGCAGCAUCAAUUUAUUUCCAGUUCC
Molecule: messenger RNA, 1994 nt
Organism: Misgurnus anguillicaudatus (oriental weatherfish)
Lineage: Eukaryota; Metazoa; Chordata; Actinopteri; Cypriniformes; Cobitidae
Gene: rdh1
Product: retinol dehydrogenase 1
Biological process (GO): steroid metabolic process
Cellular component (GO): intracellular membrane-bounded organelle
Molecular function (GO): oxidoreductase activity
Source: RefSeq, a predicted model, not a curated record